Messenger RNA from Exophiala oligosperma, 3863 nucleotides. RefSeq lists its product as uncharacterized. Lineage: Eukaryota; Fungi; Ascomycota; Eurotiomycetes; Chaetothyriales; Herpotrichiellaceae. Bases 237 to 3710 code for a protein of 1157 amino acids. Gene Ontology annotation, molecular function: ATPase inhibitor activity; protein-folding chaperone binding. The transcript has a single exon. Gene Ontology annotation, cellular component: cytoplasm. The record is from RefSeq and is a predicted model, not a curated record.
CCAAUUGACUGCUUCUGCUGUAUAUUUGGGCUUUUGCAAGUGCCUGGAGAGUAAUGUAUCCUGCUUCUCUCCAUUCGUGGCAGAGUCGAUUUCAAAUUGUUGUUGUCACUCCAGCGCAAGCACUGACCUUGUCCAUCGACUCCUCGUUUCCCAGCCACCAAACUCCUUUCUCCUGAUGUGAUGCCUAUUAUAGGACGCUUACCGAGCUUACACCGCUGUGAUACUAUCUUGCUGAGAUGCUGGGAAGGUUGAUACAGGGAUACUCAAGAGGUGGGCAGCUUGAGAGUGCGACCGAAGAGACUCACACUCGUACGCUCCUCUGGCCAGAAGUUAGCCCCGACGGUCGCUAUGGCUCCCUCUCCCCUCCAGCGACUCCCUUCGGCUCCCCAGUCCUUCGUGCUUCUCCUUUUGACGACCGAGCUGGCUUAGAUCUGAAUGAGACCAAAGACCUCCGAGUCAUCAUCGCCCAAGAUGCUUUUGGCACGCAUGAUCGUCCCAUGCUGCUAUAUGACACCCAGACUGCGGAAACAAUUUCAGGCGUUACUUCUCCUACAGAGUAUAAUGCUUCUCCUUUUAGCCAUACGAACACCCCCAAAGAUCCCCAUACUCCGAUCACUGGACAUAUACGGAAUAGGAGUUCUACAAUGUCUGGUUCUGCUGCCUCAUGGGCACGCCCACAUAAAGAUUCGGAACCCACAGAUCACCUCAGUAAUGUGUUGGACUGUAUGUUUGGAGUUAGUAGCGCCACAAAGUCUGGCGCAAGCACCAAAAUACAUGUCUUGCCGGGAGAGCGUGCCGCUGCGAAUAGUUCAGCUGGUCGAACACCAUCCUCGAAUGUCCAGAGUACAACUCCAAUGCGAGCGCCUUUAGUGAGAGCAAAGACUUCUGGGAACCCCGCCAUGACGCCUCGGCAGACUUCAUCACCCAAAGAAGCUGAGGUGGAAACUCGAGACUCCAUUUUGAUCACUAGGAUCUUCCCUGUUACUCUACCCGAGAGCAAGGAUGACUUGCGACAACAUCGGAGCUCCUCUGCUGGACAAAGCGAUGCAGCGAGUCCAUCCACUGCUGGACGAGAAUUGCACGAACAGGGGGCGCAAGGAAAGAAGCCUAAACUUGUUGAGAAGAAGACUCCCGUCUACGCCAUCGGGUUACUGUUCUAUCUCCCCCGCCACAGCGACAAUCGCCCAGGUACCUCUGCCGCCCGACCAGCUUCGAGGGCCUCAUUCAAUAGCAACUCUACUCCUGCUUCGUACGGAUCUGAUGCUUCAUGGAUUUUCCUGAAUGCAAUUCCCGAUCAUUUAUUUUCCCCCGAAGCAACGAGUCAAUCGACCGACAGAAGCAUGGGCAUUAUUGUUCAGAACUGGGACGUCAUUUUGAGAAGCCUUUCAGUUGUUGAACAGGUCGCUCGUGCUGAGAUUGGCGAAUUGUUACAGCAAGUGAAUCUGGCUAUGAUCUCCUCAGCUGCAAAGGCGCCAAAAGGGCCCUCUGAACAGCGGACCAAUCAACGCAACGUAUAUCUGAGAUCGCCCAAUUUGCUGGCUGAGGCCAGUCAUUUGCGCCCGCUGAUGAAACAUGCUCUGGGACGCAUCUCAUAUGCCCUAAGAAUCCCGCGGGUACUGACUGGGUUCGGCCUUGACAACGGAGGCCAUUGGUUGGACGAGGCACGGUAUCUCGUUCGUCUAUGCGGCAACAAGCAGCAAAACUUCUUCCUUUUCAACUUGUUGACUGCCUUUCUUGGGAACCAUACAGAGUGGCUUGAAAGGCUGGGUCCAGACUGGUACAGGAAACAAAUCAAAGCAUUGAACAGGUCUCGGAGUCCCUCGAGCAGCCUUGCCUCUCGCACUAUUAUCAUUUGCGACAACCGUUCAAUGGCUCGAAGGCUCAUUUUUCUGUUGGCCACUUUCCUGCCACGCUCAGUAGGAACAACGGCACUGGCGAAGGUUGGCGGAGAGUACUUGUCUCCAUUAUUGACACCCGAUAUUGAGUCAUCAUCUCCAGCGGGGAAGAAUUUUCGUGGAGGUUCAAUGAGGCGUCAUAUCCACACAAAAUCCCGGGAAGGUACAUUGGCUUUUUCUACUCGUGACAUUUCAAAUUUGUCGACCAGUGUAUCAUCGACAGAGAGCGUUGGUGGUCUGGGUAAAGCUUUGCAGAGCAAUUCACGCUCAGUCUUGUCGCGACCUGAGACGGAUCUGCUGGCCAGCAAGCAGCCGUCAGUGUUUACGCCUGAUGGAAAUGGCGCAGCUCAGAAGACGGACACUACGAGCUCAACUGCUACUCCGGGUGGAAGCACACCCGUCCCUUAUUUCUCCGCCAAGGCAGAUAGCUACUUCCCUGAUGGAGCUAUUGCAGAAGCCGAUGAAGGGAGUGCUAGUGCGGAUUUAGCCCGCAUUCUUCGAAGAGACAGUAUCAGUCAUCCUCAGAGUGGCCAAUCAAGCAUCAACUGGGGUUCAUUGAUCAGCAAUGUGAGUGGUUUAUGGAGUAAGAAGGGGAGUUCUUCCUCGUCCGCUGCUGAAGCAUCGGCUUCGUCUGCAGCCGGAAGUCUACGGGAUCGCAGGAAGAACGCCCCUCAAAAUGUUUCCAUCCAUGCGAGAAAACCGAGUCAGUUAGAGAGGAUGGUUAAUGAAGCGAGCAAUUUGCGCACAGGGGGAACGGAAAGUGAAAGUGGUCGUGCCGCUAUACCUAUAAAACGACCCCCGACAACUGGCAAGGAUGCCCAGCCACCCAGGCUCACGGUCGACGAUAAGGAUGGCGUGGUUGAUGUUGAUAUCAGCCUGCCAGGAUUUAUCGGCUGGACGGAGGGGAAAUUUGCGUCCCCAGCUUCGUCAUUCAGGCUCCGAUCGCCUUCGAUCACUAGUACGGAUGACGCAGGCUCUUUUCUUAGUCACAACUCCAAGCGCAAUGAUACUGCCGGCUCUAAGCCUCUGAAUGUUGCCGGUUUCUUGAGGCGAUAUCACGAAGAUUUCAUCCUUCAAGGUGUGAAGCCGUACCCAGAUCUCAAAGAAGAAGUCCGGCAAAGCAUGGCAAGGGAGCUCACGCCUCCAGAAGAUUUGCGCAGCUCGUUGCCAGAGGAGCGAGACGGGGAGUUGUGGGUUAAUGUUUGUACUACUCUCCUCGCGGACUGUCGUACUUUCACCAUUCAACGUCUCACAUUACAACGCCGAAUUGAAUACGAUAACCCAACGGACAAAAAAGAUGUCCACAACCCAAUAAUGAAGCCUCAGAGUGCUCCUUCUGAUUUACGAUACCGCCGGGCUCCUGUGUUCCAAAACGAAGCCUCGGAGCGCUUCGUCAGUGAAACCGUUAUGGACUUUGACUCUACGCUCACUGAUGCAAUUGAACGGGUGCUGAACGAAGCCGAGCAGUCGCGUCUUAAGUCAAUGACUCCAUCAAGAACGCAUUCAAGGGCUGUCUCCACUGCAUCAUCCGCCAGGUCCGAGCCUUUGGACAUUUCUGGCUCAAGUAAAACCAGAUACAGCUCGCGUUCCCUGAUGCUAUCUCAGACUGAAUGCCGCCAAGCAGUUGUCGGGGCUUUGGAGGAGGUGGUGAAGAGCGUCAAUGAUGAUUUAGCCAAGCACCACCGCUCCAAGGAUGCUGACGGCAGUUUGAAUCUCGACAGUAAAGCACUGGAACAAGAAAUGAAACAAGACAAUAUCCUGCGCGAAGGUGUGAAGAAAUGGCUACUCAACGUGGAGACACGGAGUGUGUGGUAGCCUUCUACCAAGAUUUGUACAUUUGACGACUGAUGAUUUUUGCGAGGACUGAUGUAUUUCCAGUCGCUCACGCUCACGAAGAUACCCUUUGAGCAAAUUUGUACCAUUAGUGAAGUUAGAAGACAGAUGUAACAUGACAAGAUGUGAGAAUAG